AUGAAGAGGGGACGGGUCGACGUCGGCGUGUCCAAGGAGCAGUACGAGGCGUCUCAAGCGGCGCCCGCCGCCGCCGACGGCGAGUCUGAAGGCUUCCCUGUCGCGGCGCCUAACGUGCUGAGGGCGCGCCGUAUCGUGUCGGCCACGCCGACCUCGCGCCCGCAGGAGGCGGCGCGGCAGCUCGCGGCGCUCAACCGCGCCUUCGUGGACAACAUUAAGGCGCAAUGGGCGCACAACAAGGCCGACAGCUGGGCGCAGAACAUGAAGGAGUACGUCAGCUACGCGCGCGAGAUCGACGCCAAGUUCGGCGCGCGCGGGGGCCACUUGCUGACCUUCGGCAGCGGCGACUGCGGCCAGUUGGGCCACGGCGUGGAGGGCGAGGACGAGGAUCUCAUGGUCAAGUUCCCACGCGUGGUGCGCCCGCUGCUCAAGCUCAAGCUCAAGAUCGCGCGCGUGGCCUGCGGCGGCCUCCACUCGGCUGUGAUCACCACGGCCGGAGAGGUCUAUACGUGGGGCUGCAGUGACGACGGCGCGCUGGGCCGCGACGGGGACGAGAACACCCCCAGCAAGGUGGACGGCUUCGGUCCGGAGCAGGCGACCGCCGUGCAGAUCGUGGGCGGAGACUGCCACACGGCCGUCGUGACGCUCGCAGGCAGGGUGUACAUGUGGGGCUGCUACCGUGACAAGGAGGGCAAGCAGUGGUGCGACGCGCCGUCGGCCAAGGCCGCGUUCAAGCAGAAGCAGACGCGCCCGUUCCUGAUCAAGGCGCUGGACAAUAUCGCCGAUGUGAAGUGUGGAAACGCCUUUAACCUUGCGCGCACAAAUGACGGCCGAGUGUACUCGUGGGGAUUGGGUGAAAUGGGCCAGCUGGGCCGUAAGGUGGACGCGGAGAUGAAGGACGCGGACGGAGAGUACAAGGUCGAGAUGGUGUACAAAGAGCACCUGCAGCCGAAGCUUGUGAUGCUCGGAAAGGACCAGCUUCCGGUGGUCAAGUCUAUUGGAUGCGGCUCGUACCACAGCAUGUUCGCGUUGAGCUCGAACGGAUACCUGUACACGUGCGGACUGAACAACUACGGACAGUUGGGUAUUGGCAGCACUGACAACUGCUCCGAGCUGCAGCUUGUGGAGGAUCUCAGCUUCAAGAACGUCGCGUUUGUGGAUGGAGGCGAGCAUCACUCCGUCGUCCUCACCAAUGACGGCGACGUAUACACGUUCGGUCGCGCCGACUCGGGCCAGCUCGGCAUGCUCGACACCUGCAGCACCGGCGACUUCAAGGACCGUCCGCAGAAGGUGACGAUCCCGAAGCCUAAGAACAGCGGCUCCAAUGUCGUGCGCAUGAUCGCUACGGGCUCCAACCACGCGCUGGCGCUCACCGAGAGCGACGCGAUUUUCUCGUGGGGAUACGGUGAUAUGCUGCAGCUUGGCCACGGAUUAGAUCAGGACGAGAACAAGCCUCGCCAACUGAACUGGUCGAACGCCACGUAUGGCAAGGAAGGCAAGAACAAGAAGUUUGGCGAGGCCGAGAUUCUUCAGAUUGAAGCUGGUGGUCAGCACAGCGCUGUGUUGGCAUGCGCCAAGGAAGAAAAGUAG
Molecule: messenger RNA, 1590 nt
Organism: Phytophthora sojae
Lineage: Eukaryota; Oomycota; Peronosporomycetes; Peronosporales; Peronosporaceae
Exons: 1
Coding region: 1-1590 (529 amino acids)
Source: RefSeq, a predicted model, not a curated record